Molecule: messenger RNA, 526 nt
Organism: Dromiciops gliroides (monito del monte)
Lineage: Eukaryota; Metazoa; Chordata; Mammalia; Microbiotheria; Microbiotheriidae
Gene: TMSB10
Product: thymosin beta 10
Exons: 3
Coding region: 121-255 (44 amino acids)
Biological process (GO): actin filament organization; regulation of cell migration
Cellular component (GO): cytoplasm
Molecular function (GO): actin monomer binding
Source: RefSeq, a predicted model, not a curated record
GGCGGAGGGCUAUAUAAGGCGCGGGGCGGGCCGCGCUCUUUUGUCUCUGGCUGCAGCCGCAGAAGCAGGAGGCGUUGGGAGCGAGGCACCGCAGCGGGCGAGGGUUCUCUAGAUCCGAAGAUGGCAGACAAGCCCGACAUGGGGGAGAUCGCGAGCUUCGACAAGGCCAAGCUCAAGAAGACGGAGACGCAGGAGAAGAACACUCUGCCCACCAAAGAGACAAUUGAACAAGAGAAGCGGAGUGAAAUUUCCUAGAUCCCUGGUGAGCCGUGCACCUUGAAGGGACUCCCCACCCCCUUCCCCGGUCCUGGUUUCAAGGGAGCAUAGAUAGCCACCUGCAUUCUCCAUAUUCAGAGGCAAGAUGCGCAGGAAAGAGGGUCAGCGGCUUGGGCAGUUAGCUCUCCACGAAGGAUUCCUCGCUGGACUUCCAAAUCUUGAACUGCCACGUCUUAACCAGAUUGCCCUGUGAUGUUAUAGAAACUUAUUUGUAUGACUGAUGAAAAUAAAAAAAAGUUACAUUGUGAAA